Messenger RNA from Quercus lobata, 1910 nucleotides. Its product is annotated as F-box/LRR-repeat protein At5g02910-like. Gene Ontology annotation, molecular function: protein binding. NCBI's taxonomy places the organism in Eukaryota, Viridiplantae, Streptophyta, Magnoliopsida, Fagales, Fagaceae. The record is from RefSeq and is a predicted model, not a curated record. The transcript is spliced from 4 exons. The coding region runs from base 179 to 1828 and encodes 549 amino acids.
UCUUUCUUCUGUCAAAAGGAUUUAAAAGUCAUUUUGGACUAGGAUUCCGCGUAGAGACCACGGGUAUGAUUUUGCAGACAUCUAUAUAUAAAUAUAAAUAUGACGUCGUAGAAUUGGUGUGGUGCAGAAGAGAGUCGAAACAGAGUCUGAGAUAGAAGAUUACUAUUUUUUUUGCUGAAUGAGAAGAUCAAUAGAAGGUAGAAAAUUGCUGAGCAUAGAGAGACACAUGAUGGACGAAAAGAUUGAUGUCGUGGAUCGAACAUCCGAUUUGCCUGAAUUUAUCUUGCAUCACAUCUUGUCCUUCCUACCCCGAAAAGAGGCAACUAAGAUUUGUCUCUUGUCCAAGAAAUGGAAUUGUGUAUGGUCUUCAUUUCCGAUUUUGGAUUUUGAUCAAGCUCUUGGUAAGGGCAAUAUCAUGCCCGAUACGAGUCUAGAUAAUAAAAAAAGAGUUGAAAAGUUCAUGAAUAAUGUGGAUACAUCUUUAAGUAGAUUUCACGAUCAUAAUUUGAAGAUGCAGAAAUUUGAACUUCACAUGACACUUGUUGACUUCAAGUUGGCUUCAUUGGUUGAUAAAUGGAUAGAGUUGGCCUUCGAACAUGAUGCCCGGGAGAUAGGUUUUCAAGUGAGAACUGAAGUGAAUUCAUGGUAUACUUUUCCUAGAACAAUAUUUGUUGCAAAAUCAACAAAUGGUUGUAAGUUAGAGCAACCAUGUACUUGGAGUGCUGUGAAAUUUUAUUCCCUACAGAAGUUGGUGCUUGGGUAUCUUUGUGUGAGCGAAGAGAUUAUCCAAGAUAUCAUUCGUUGUUGCCCUUUUAUCACAGAUUUUCUUAUUGUAGGAUGUCACGGAUUGAAAAAUUUGGAGAUCUCCAAACUUUCUAAACUUUGCAAGGUUGAGGUGACUCCUCUCGAACAAGAAGUUGAGAACAUCAAAGUUGAAGCAGCAAAUCUUCAACAUUUCAGCUUUAAUUAUUCACGCGAACGCCAAUGUCUAUUGGACAUCACUGCAUGCCAAAAUUUGAAAGAAUUAUACUUGACAGAUUUGAGAAUUACAGACCAAAAUCUUCACUUCAAUAUUUCUAGAUUCCCCCACCUUGAAACUUUGGAGGUUAGUGGCUGCAUCAUGUUGGAAAGGGUCAAGAUUUCUGCACAAAGGCUUAGAAUGUUAACAUUUGAAACAUGCGAAAAGCUGUUGGAGCUUGAAAUUGAUAGUCCAAAUCUGUCAUCAUUCAAAUACUUCAGUCUAGAGAAUGUAUUUCCUAUGAUUUUUCCAAAGAAUGCUCCAUGUCCUUUUGAGCUUACUUUUGUAUUAUAUAAUAUUGUUGACACUCUUUGGUUCCUUAAGUUGAGGGAAUUUCUAGCAAUGUCAAAUCAAAGAAAAGUUUUGAAGCUAAUAGUCAUUUGUGAAGAGGUUACAUUUAAUCUUGAAGAUUUGAGAGGAAUUACACUUCCUCCGUCAUUCGAACUUGAACUUAUGAUGCUAGAGGUACGGAUGUCGGCACUGUCAAUAGAUUGUGGAAGUCUUAUAGAUGGCUUGCUUUGGAGUUGUCGUCCAAAACAAUUGUCAUUGCCAACAGGUUUGGAGUCCGGGAAGAAGUGCAUAAAGGUGCUGUGUGAAGAUAUAUUGGAUAAAGAAGAUAGGGACUUUUCUUGUUGUUGGCGACAUCAUUUUAAAGGUGCAAAGAUCAAGAGUAUUGCUGGGAUUGAAGGUGAAAAGCUUCUUGAUUGCAAAACUUUGUUAGAUACGUUGCCUACUCUUGUAAAGGGUCAAGAGAUUCAAUUUAGAUUGGAUUGGAACACCAUUUGCAUGGAAGGGUGCAUUAGAAUAUGAAGUAAUAUAGUUUUGUGAAAUAAAUUAAUGCUUGUCAAAUUUGUAUUAUCCGUUUGAUCAACACCUAUGAUUAAACAUUGUA